Molecule: messenger RNA, 2190 nt
Organism: Striga asiatica
Lineage: Eukaryota; Viridiplantae; Streptophyta; Magnoliopsida; Lamiales; Orobanchaceae
Source: the annotation of a GenBank genome assembly
CUCCCCUAGCCCAGAUGUGGCUCAGAUUUAAAAGGCAGAUGGAGCAGACCGUUAUUCCCUAUCCGAAUUCGCAGAUUCAAUUAUAUAUGGAUCCCUAAAUCUAUCUUCUCUACUUUCCCUCUCUCCAUUCUCUCUCACACACUGUCACACACAUCCUGGCAGCGCAGAACGUCGUCUCUACUUUUCACCAGGUACCAGCAUUGUAGACCACUAAUCUUGAAAGUGUGUUGUAUUAUCAGUGUGAGGACAAGCAUGCACAUUACACAAGUGGAAGAAAUAACGCAAUCCUAUAAAGUAAAAUUCAAUGGUAUCAUUAGUGUUGAAGUCUAUUUGAAUGUUGAACUGGAAUAAGUUUAUUUUUCUAGUUACCAAUGUGAUCAAGGCCGGCCAUGCCUGCUAUGAAGAAGUUUGUGAAUUUUGGUGGAUCUGUGUCUUUGAUUGUAAUCAGAAUGCUGAAUACAUUGGGGUUGGACAGAUAUUCAGUAAAUUAGUGAAGGAGAUUGGAAGUCCUGUUGAUUUUGAACUUCCAGAAUCAUAUAACAAAUGGAAGUCUACAUCUUACUGCUCCAUCAGACGCAAUGUGUAUCUAACGAAGAAGGUUAAAAAGCGCUCGAAGGAUAAUGAUAGCUCUUGUUCCUGCAGCUCAUCAAAUGGAUCUUUGGGUGUUUGUGGUAGAGAUUGCCUCUGCAGUAUGCUGUAUACAUGCUGUUCCUCUAGCUGUAAUUGUGGGACCUCGUGUCUGAAUAAGCCAUUUAAUCAAAGGGUUUCUAAGAAGCUGAAAGUUGUCCAGACUGAGAAAUGUGGAAUGGGUGUUGUGGCAGAAGAAAACAUCAGUAAAGGAGAUUUUGUGAUAGAAUAUGUUGGAGAAGUAAUUGAUGAUAAAACAUGCGAAGAAAGGCUCUGGAAAAUGAAGGGCCGGGGGGAAACAAACUUUUAUCUAUGUGAAAUAAAUAGGGACAUGGUGAUUGAUGCCACUUACAAAGGAAACAAGUCAAGAUACAUUAAUCACAGUUGCUGUCCAAAUACCGAGAUGCUCAAAUGGACAAUUGAUGAUGAAACAAGGAUUGGGAUAUUUGCAACCCGUAAUAUUAAAAAGGGCGAGCAUCUGACCUAUGAUUAUCAGUAUGAUUUGUGCCUGCUAUUAACUGUUUCCACUGUCAUCGUCUUUCUUACUUUCUUGAGACCUCAAGGUCAAAUUCAAGUCUGCAUAAAUGGAGUUCCAGGUGUAGAAGGUCCUGGUCAUGAUCCUUCUCAGCAUAAAAGAAGGCGCAGCAAUUGCGUAGGUUCAGUUAUAAGAAUUUAUAAUUUUUCUGAUACAAGGUCAUUUGGGAUAAUUAGACACUUUGACAACACAACGAGGAAACAUUUGAUCAUGUUUGAGGAUGGAAGUUCUGAGUUCCUAGACUUGUCCAAAGAAGACUGGGAAUUUUGUAAUUCUGCAGCACAUAGAGGAAGAGGGUCGAACCGUAGAAAGAAAGCUGAAGAAAUGGAUGCAGCGUAUUCAUGGCUGCGACGAAGUGUUUCCAACCUCAGAAAGACGACUUCACCCUCCUCAACAACCACCAUCGCCACCUACGCCGCUGCUCCGUAUUCUAAUCGGAGCUCCGAAAACAAAUUACAGGAAGAGGAAGAGGAAGAGGAAGAGGAGAAAACCUACGGAAUAACUGAUCAAUUGAUAGAUUUCGUCAAGUCCUUCACUCUAGAAACCUUCAAUAACUUCUCUCUCCCUAAUGAAGACGAAAGUCGUUGUGACGGUGGGAAUUCUGGGCAUUUGCGGAGGGAUCUUUCUGAUUGGCAAGAAAAACAUGCUAUGCUUGUUUUAACCAGAGUCAAGGAACUAACACAACUACGAUUUCAGUUAUGCCCUCGCCAUUUGAAGGAAAGGCAGUUUUGGAGAAUAUACUUCAGUCUUGUUAAGAGUUUCGUGGCAGAAUAUGAGCUGCGAGCUGUACAAUUAGCCAAACUCAGACUGAUGAGAAUGGGAAAUGAAACUGCCUCUAACAGUAGUCCAUGUGAAGUUGAAAUGGUGGAAUUGUUCCUUGGUCCUGUGAUUCAGUUUUAUCUUAUGGGAAAACAUGGAAAUGAUGCUAAAUUAAUAUAUCGUCGUCUACUGGAGAGUGGAGACAGAGAGGCUCUGUACUGAAGCCUAUUCUACCUUGUAAGCAGUACUUUUUUUUUUUUCUUAUUAUU